GGAUAGCUUAGCGAGGGUUAACACCCAGCCACGCUGAUGUCACCGGCUUUGUGCUUCUACUCUGUCGUUUUGAAGAAGCCGAGAUAGAUCUAGUGGCGGUGCCACGAGGGAAUGCUGCUUUUAAAAAGAGGCGGCUUGUGUGUUCCUUGUCACAGUGAACAUGGUUUAGCCUGGUGAGGAGGGCCAUGCUCUACGCACGAUGAACGCCACUUUCUUCAUGUGAACAAUUGAAUGUGGAAAGCUUGUUAGGGGGUUGUGUCUCUCUCAUCAAGCUUGGAUCCCUCGAUAUCUCCUGGGAGCAAAAGUUACGUCUGUUUUAUAUAGUGUUAGUUUGCUCCGUUUGGGCUUUUUUCCCCCUGAUUAAGUGAAUCGUUUUCUGCAACAAUGUGAUAUGAUAUUUUUGCUGAGUUCAACAUUCACACAACAAUAGUGAUUGAUGGUGUGUUUGAUGCUGUUUAUCUCUGUACCACGAAAAGGAGUCCUAUUACGCUGAUACAUCAAUAACCCGAAAAGUCGGGUUUGAUUAAUCGACUUCAAGGAUAUUUCGAACUGUAGACGUCUCGAAUCUACUGAACACUAUAAUGGCGUGGUGUAACAACCUUACGACGCUGUUGUCGUCGUCAAAGGGAGUGGUGAUGAUGGUGACGAUAACAUUGACAGUUCUUGUGUUGAUACCAACCACAGACGCUGUAAGGAACCGGUACCGACCCAGGACAUCUGCGCAGAGAUCGAGAUCUCGGUAUCGAUCUGGCACUAAUUCCGUUCAAGCCGAUGAACUUCGAGGAACAGUGUCGAGGUGGAUGUCUCAACGGAGGAAGAUGUAUAGGAAGAAACAGGUGUGCGUGCCCGUAUGGUUACACUGGGCAAAACUGUGAGCAAGACUUCCGAACCGGGCCAUGCUUCACACAGGUGAGUGAAGACAUCUGUAGGGGCCAGCUGACAGGUGUGGUGUGCACCAAGACUCUCUGUUGUUCCACCAUCGGUGCCGCCUGGGGCAGGCCUUGUGAACAGUGCCCCAGUACUCCGCAUCCAUGCCGCAGAGGAUACAUUCCAAAUCCAAGCACUAACACAUGUCAAGAUGUGAACGAGUGUCACGCCAUCCCAGGCCUGUGUGUGGGUGGUGAGUGCGUCAACACCUUGGGCUCGUACAGGUGUCAGUGUAAAGAGGGGCAGACCCAGAACCCCAUUACCAAAGUGUGUGAAGCUGCUCAGCUUGGUUUCUGCUACACCCGAGUCCUCAACCGGAACUGCCAAGGCCGUAUCGCAGAGCGCAUGUCGCUGAGGGACUGCUGCUGCUCCGUGGAUAUGGGCAAAGGGUGGAGUCUGAGCGGUCAAACCUGCCAGCCGUGUCCUAAUGUCGGUUCGGAUGCACACUCACGUCUCUGUGACGCGACCCAGCCCAUCAGAGUGGACUACUGCAGACUGUUUGAUAGUUUGUGUGAAAAUGGGAGAUGCAUCAGUUUGGAGGAUUCAUUCAAAUGUGAAUGCAACCCAGGCUUCAAGAAUGACUCUCAAGGCAACUGUGUUGAUAUUGAUGAAUGCAGUCGUCCAGGCAUUUGUAGAAAUGGACGUUGUGUGAACACCAAAGGAGGAUUUGAAUGCAAAUGUAAUGAUGGAUUUGCCCUCUCCAAGGACGGCACCUACUGCACAGACAUGAACGAGUGUGAGACUGAGAAGAUGUGUCCCAAUGGCAGAUGUGUAAACAUGGAUGGCUCCUAUAAAUGUAUAUGUGAUCCUGGGUACAGGCAAUCUCCAAAUCAGCAAGUUUGCUAUGAUAUCAAUGAAUGUACGGAAAAUGGACGCCUGUGUCAUAAUGGAGAAUGUGUAAACAUGGAAGGAAGCUAUCGGUGUCAGUGUAACACUGGUUUUCAGCUGUCACCAGAUGGAGCUUUUUGUUUAGAUUAUGAUGAAUGUAAGAGAACUGGCAUGUGCAGCAAUGGAAGAUGUAAGAACAUGAUGGGAAGCUACAAAUGUAUUUGUAAUCCUGGCUACAUGCUUUCAUCAAGCGGAGAAGUCUGUAUUGAUAUUGACGAAUGUAAAGCAGAGCCAGAUAUAUGCACAAAUGGCAUGUGUAUCAACAAUCAAGGAAGUUUCCGGUGUGACUGCCCUAGAGGUUUUGUUCUUGGGCCUGAUGGAAGAACAUGCUUGGAUAUUCGCCGAGGUCUUUGCUACCCUGAUGUCAGAGGAGGGAGAUGUCUCAAUCCCUUGUCACGCCUCAUGUCCAAAUCAGCAUGCUGUUGCAGUUUGACUUCUCCUGGACAGACCUAUGCUUGGGGCUCUUCUUGUGAAUCUUGCCCUAGAAUGGAAGAUCCUGAAUUCAUACAACUUUGUCCCUAUGGAAAAGGAACUGAUCAUGAUGGAAAAGACAUCAAUGAAUGUUUGCAGCGACCAGACAUUUGCACAAACGGAAUAUGUGAAAACUUGGAAAUGGGGUACCGAUGUAUAUGUAACCAAGGCUACAAACCAGAUGCUUCUCGUUUACGGUGUUUAGAUGUCAAUGAAUGUGAGGUAAAUAACAUGCUUUGUGAUGGAGGGCAGUGCCGGAACACACCUGGGAGUUACCAGUGCAUAUGUCCCAAUGGCUUCUCUUUCAAUGUGCGGACAAGAAUGUGUGAAGAUCAAAAUGAAUGUGAGAGUGAGCCUUGUAUUGGCGGAGACUGCAUAAAUACCAAAGGCAGCUUUAAGUGCAGAUGUCCAAGUGGGCGAAUCUUGGACACUACAGGCCGGAUCUGCAUUGACAACCGUCAAGGUACCUGUUGGCUCAACAUCAUCAAUGGAGACUGUGAGAACAACCUUCCAGGCAUGCUGACCCAGUCUGAAUGCUGUGGAUCUGUUGGAAAAGCAUGGGGCAGUCCUUGUGCUCCUUGUCCUACUCAGAUGGAGCUUCAUUGUCCCAAAGGAUUCACAUUCAAGAAUGGCGUCAAUUGUGUUGAUAUCAAUGAGUGUGAGAGGAUCCCCAACCUGUGCAAGGGAGGUGGCCAGUGUGUUAACACAGAGGGCUCGUUCAAGUGUACUUGUCCCUCGGGUCUCUCGCUAGAUAGUACAGGCCGUCGCUGUGUGGAUUUGAGGGAGAGCAACUGCUACCAGGACUACUCACGUAUGUUCUGCUCCCGCCCAUUCAUGGGAACCUACACUAAGUACGACUGCUGCUGCUCUAUUGGAGCUGCAUGGGGAGAGCCUUGCUCUGGAUGUCCUAUUCCUGGCUCAGAGGAAUAUAUUGCUCUGUGUGUCAAUGGAGGAGGAGGAGGAGGAGGAGGAGGAGGUGGUGGUGGUGGUGGUGAUGGUACGGGUCCUGAAGGGUUUGGAGAUAUCAAUGAGUGCAGAAAGUUCCCUGGCCUUUGUGUGAAUGGCAGGUGCAGAAACACUAUCGGCAGCUUUGAGUGUGAUUGUAAUCCUGGUUAUGCUAGUGACAGCUUUGGAACAAACUGCACAGAUAUUGACGAGUGUCGUAUUUCAAUGUUUGACAUCUGCACCCCUGGAAGAUGUAUUAACGAGCCCGGAACCUUCCGCUGUGAUUGUGGAGAGGGCUACAAGGGAGUCAUGAUGAAUCAGAUGUGUGUCGAUGUGAAUGAGUGUGAGGAGAACAAGACUUUAUGUCGUGGUGGCAGCUGCAUGAACUCUGAGGGUGGCUACGAAUGUGUCUGUCCCGAUGGCCACGAGCUUGCUGAUGAUGGUGUCAUGUGCAAAGAUAUUGAUGAGUGUUCUUCAAGUAGCAGCAUCUGUUCCAAUGGUCACUGUGAGAACUUCAUGGGAGGAUAUCAGUGCAUCUGUAAUCAAGGAUAUCAACCAAACAAUCUGAAGUCCAUGUGUGUUGACAAUGAUGAGUGUGACGAUGGUAAUGGAGGUUGUCAGUCUGUAUGUGUGAACACACCUGGUAGCCACACCUGUGCUUGUGAGGCUGGUUUCUUGCUGCUCACCGAUGGCAGAUCUUGCGUUGAUGUGGAUGAGUGUAAGGAGCAGCCCAAUGUCUGUGAUGGAGGCCGCUGUGACAACCUGCCUGGAUCCUUCAGGUGUUUGUGUACUGGAGGUCUAACUGCUUCUCCAGAUCAGAAGCGUUGUUUGGACAUCAAUGAGUGUCUUUUGAACAAGAAUCUGUGCUUGAAUGGACAGUGCCAGAACACACAUGGUUCAUUUGUGUGCAAGUGUGACAUUGGAUAUUCUGUCAAGACACAGAUCAGAGCAACAGGAUGCACAGAUGACAAUGAAUGUGAAAUGGAUGUGUCUGGCUGUGAUGAGAAUGCCGUGUGUAUCAACACUCAGGGAUCCUUCAAGUGUGACUGCAAGCCUGGAUAUACAGGAGAUGGUUUUACUUGUAGAGAUAUUAAUGAGUGUGUGACCAACAAUGGAGGCUGCCACAGGGAUGCUGCUUGCAUCAACACUCCAGGAAGCUUUAGAUGUAUCUGUGAUGAAGGAUUCAGUGGAGAUGGAUACGAAUGUGAAGAUGUUGAUGAAUGUCUGCUGGACCCAGGCCUUUGUGAGAACGGCCAGUGUUACAACUUCGAUGGAGGGUAUAGGUGUGAGUGUGACAUGGGAUUUGCUCCAACAGAUGAUGAGAGGGCUUGUGUUGAUAUCGACGAGUGCACAAUGUUCAGGAACCUUUGUGUUAACGGCCAAUGUGAGAAUGUGUUUGGUAUGUUCAGGUGUAUUUGUAACCAAGGUUACAAGCUGGAUGACUCUGGAGGAAACUGUACGGAUAUUGAUGAAUGUGAGAACCCUGACAACUGCCAGUAUGGUACCUGUGUCAACCAGCAGGGUAGCUACAUUUGCCAGUGUCCACCCAACUUUGAAAGUAACCCCACUGGAACCGGAUGUGUUGACAAACGUGUGGGCUCCUGCUAUAUGGAUGUGCCACUUUACUCCACUGGCCGUGCUGGCGUCUGCAAUGACAAGAUCGCUGAUGACGUUUCUCGAGCCUCAUGUUGCUGUACUAUUGGGAGAGGUUGGGGAGAGGUCAUUGGCUUCUGUGAGCCGUGCCCAAGGAAUGGCACAGCUGAAGCUGCUAACCUUUGCCCUGGAGGCCCAGGCUUUAAGCCUAAUCUCAUAACUUUGGUGUUGGAAGAUAUUGAUGAAUGCGAAGAGAUUGAAGGCCUGUGUGAAGAAGGUGAAUGCCAGAACACAUUUGGUUCCUAUGUGUGCACCUGCAAGGAUGGAUAUGUACUGGAUCCAUUCAGACAGCGAUGCAUUGACAUUGAUGAGUGUGAGUCAGAUCCCAACCGCUGCGGAGUGGGCCGCUGCAUCAACACCGAGGGAAGCUUCCAGUGUGUUUGCCCUGAUGGCUACAUCCUUAUGGACGAUGGAGAAACUUGUAUGGACAUGCGAAAGGGUAACUGCUACAGAGAGUACUUCAACGUUUCCAGCAGAAAUAAUGACAUUGAGUGCACAGAUGCUCUGACUACAAUCCAGACCAGGUUCCAGUGCUGCUGUUUGUUUGGCUCUGCUUGGGGAGAGCCCUGCUCCGCUUGCCCAGCCAGAGGCUCUCGAGAGUUUGAAGCUCUCUGUGAAGAAGGACCCAUCAAAAUUACAGAUAUCAAUGAGUGUGAAGUGAACCCAGAUUUGUGCAAGAAUGGUAGAUGCAUUGAUCUUCCUUACAGUUUCCGCUGUGACUGCUUCAGUGGAUAUGUCUACGACAGUCUCAGACAAACAUGUGAAGAUGACAAUGAGUGUCGUCGUGACAUCAAUCCAUGCUUGGGAAAUGCUCAGUGCAUCAACAACCCAGGCAGCUACUCUUGUGGUUGUCCUGACGGCUACAGGUUGCGGCCUGACGGCAGAAGGUGUGAAGACAUCAAUGAGUGUGAGGAAGUAACAGGUGUGUGUCAGAACGGAGAAUGCAUGAACCUCGAAGGAAGCUACAGCUGUAUCUGUGAUGAUGGUUACAGGUUAUCACCGAGCAGAGAAGUGUGCAUUGAUAUUGAUGAGUGUGCCGCUCGCCCUGGACUUUGCAGGAACGGCUCUUGCACUAAUGGCAAUGGCAUGUACCAGUGUCACUGCAACGAUGGGUUCACACUCACUCCUGAGGGAGACUGUACAGACAUUGAUGAAUGUAUUGCCAUGAUCGGCAUCUGUACCAAUGGGCGAUGUAUCAACACCCAGGGCAGCUUUACUUGCCAAUGUCCAGAUGGCUACACCCUGUCUUCAGAUGGUCAUCAUUGCAGAGAUAUCGAUGAAUGCUUUGAGCUGGGAAUCAUGUGCGAGAGAGGAACAUGCCAGAACACAGAGGGAUCUUUCAUCUGCACAUGUCCAGAUGGCUACCAACUGUCUCCUGACAAGAAGACCUGCUUAGAUGUCAAUGAGUGCUUUACCCUGCAAAAUGCUUGCUUUGAGGGUGAGUGCCGGAACACAGAUGGAGGAUUUAUGUGCAUCUGUCCACCUGGCUUUGAAACAACACCUGAUGGAAUGGCAUGUAUCGAUGUACGACCUGGUUCUUGUUAUGAUGGAUUUGAGUUUGGCCGCUGCGUCAGUCCAAGGGAAGGCAUCUUGUCCCGGGCAGAAUGCUGUUGUACUGAGGCUGCGGCUUGGGGCUUUGAUGGAAGAUGUGACUUAUGUCCUGCACCUGGAGAUCCUGGAUUUGAGUACCUGUGCCCAGAGGGCUAUGGCUACGUUCCUACACCAGAAGGAAUUAUCUCAGAUUUGAAUGAGUGCAAACUUUAUCCUGGCAUUUGCGUCAAUGGUAUCUGCAUAAACAAUGACGGUUCUUUCCGCUGUGAAUGCCAAGAAGGAUAUGAGCUGGAUGCUAGUGGAAGAAAAUGUGUUGACAAGGAUGAGUGCCUGGACAGAUCCAUGUGUGGCAACGGUACCUGUGAGAAUAUAGACGGUGGAUUUGACUGCUCCUGCAACACAGGAUUUGAGCCGGGACCAACUGGCAAAUGUACAGACAUCAACGAGUGCAACACUCCUCAAAAUCAGUGUGCUUUCCGCUGUGCUAACUUGCCAGGAACAUUCCGGUGUGUUUGUCCGAUGGGGUACAAGGUGGCCCCCGACCAGAUACAUUGUGAAGAUGUGGAUGAGUGCUCCACACCGGCCAACAAGUGCAGGUAUGCUUGCAAGAACAUUGUAGGCUCCUUCCUCUGUGUCUGUCCUGAGGGUUUCACCCAAAUAGGUCAAGAUGAAUGUAGAGAUAUUGAUGAAUGCAGAACAAGGCCAGGAGUUUGUCAAAAUGGCCGCUGCUACAACACCCAAGGAGGUUACCGAUGUGACUGCAACCCUGGCUACCAGACAAGUGAUGAUGGAAAGGCCUGCUUUGACCGUCGUCAGGACUACUGUUACCUGGAGCUGCAGGGUGGACGCUGUGUGACCACACCUGACCUGGCCCGACUGACCAAGGCUGAAUGUUGUUGCUCCCUGUCUGCUGCAUGGGGACGCUCGUGUGAACGUUGUCCUGCUGUCAACACAGGUUCGUUCAACAGACUCUGUCCUCAAGGUCCUGGACUCACCCCUGACGGAAAAGAUAUCGAUGAGUGCUCAAGCAUGCCUGGAGCUUGCCGCAAUGGACGCUGUCUCAACACCAUGGGCUCCUACAGAUGUGUCUGCAACAAGGGUUACAAGACUGAUAUCACCGGCAAAAGAUGCAUUGAUAACAAUGAGUGCCGUCAGGAUCCCAAGCCUUGUGAGUUCACCUGCUCCAACACAGAAGGAAGCUUCAUCUGUGGCUGUCCUUCCGGCUAUGUCCUCAACAUGGAUGGCCUCACCUGCAGAGACUUGGAUGAGUGUACCACCAUGCGCCAUGACUGCAGUGGCACCUGUGUCAACACUCCAGGAAGUUACGAAUGUGAAUGUCCUGAAGGUUUCCGCAAGUCUCGAGGCAAUGGAUGUGAUGAUAUCAACGAGUGCCUUGAGCAGCCCCAUCUUUGCGGUGCAGUGGGAACAUGCCAGAACACCAGAGGCAGCUACCAGUGCAUAUGCCCUCGUGGCUAUCGCAGAGACAAGACUGGCACUAAGUGUAUUGAUAUCGAUGAGUGUGAGGAUGGUAAGUGUGAGGGAGAUUGUGACAACAUCCCUGGAAGCUACAGGUGUGAAUGUCCUCCUGGAUACACACAGAGACCCAAUGGACAGUGUGUGGAUGAAAAUGAAUGUGCUGGUGACUACGUCUGUGGAUUUGUUGCACUGUGCGUCAACAUGCCUGGAAGCUUCGAUUGCCAAUGUACCUCUGGUAUGGACUUCGACAUGGAUUCACUGAACUGCAUUGAUGGAAAUGUGUGUGGUGGACACCCAUGCCUGUUUGGAUGCACUCCAUCAAAUGGUGGCAAUUAUGUCUGUGGAUGCCCACCAGGGUACGAGCCCAUCGGACAAGGACACUGCAUCAGUACGGCCUCAUCAGCCAGCACCCACUACCCACCGGGCACGCAGCUUCCCCAUGAGCCGGGCCCCAACACAGAUGGCAAACUGCCACCCGGAGAAGGCUGCUACCAAUGUGACCACGAUUUUGGGGAGAUUCCUCUGUCCCGACGCAGCCGUAGAAGUACAAGGUCAGCCUUCCGAGAGGCAAAGAGUUUAGAUGAGAUGGUUGACCAUUUUGCUGGUUCCACUGGACUUGUCCAAGAAGUGAAGGCAGGAGAAGGCAUGAGGAGGAAGAGGAGUGUGCCACGGAAACUCAAGCAUACCAGGUUCACUCUGGACAAUGUGCCUUCAAGCUGGAACACCACCGAUGUUGUGGUCAUGACCAUGAUGGCUAAUCAGACGAAACCAAAGACAAAGUUGGUAAAGAUGAUCCCGGCACUCUCGGCUCUACGCCACAAUGUCCGCUACAAGAUCGUCUCAGGCAACGAGGAUGGCCUGUUCUCCAUGCACAAGAAGAAGGGCGUGAGCUCCCUGCACUUCACCCGUCACGUGGGUGAGGAGCGGGUGUUCCGCCUGGAGGUGCUGUGCAAGCCCGUGGAGAGCGAGGAGCAGAUCCAGGACAAAGUGGUGCACCUGGAGCCCUACCUCCUGCACCUGGAGAUUCAUGUGGAGCUGGCCGAACGAUGAUAGCCAGCCUGCUAGAGAUGUCAUGUUUUGGUUUUGUUUCGAUUUUUUUUUUAUAAUCACGUUUUGUUGCGCAUCAUGUCAUUAUUUUUCACAUGUUAUUUUGUUUGUUGUUGUUGUUGUUAUUUUGUAAUUCUUGUUUUGUUUUGGUUUUUGUAUCAUGAUAUUUGUUUGUAGUGCGUUGAUAGUUUGUUUCACUAUUGUUGGAGUUUUUUGUUGUUGUUGUUGUUCGUUAAAGUCAUUGUGCCUGGUUUUGGUUGCUGUUUUUUUUUUCUUGGACAUGUGUAUUUGUGAUAUUGGCCUGAUCCAAAAACCAUUUUUGUUCUCGUUGUUGCAUCUGUGGAAUGUUUAAUGGUCAGUGUAAAUGGUACAUGGUAGGUAUAGCUCAAGUAUAAACCUGAGAGUGCAAAUAACAAGGGGGAAAUGUAGUUAAAGUGGAAAUACUCUUUGUUAAAUUACAGUCUUCAGUAUAGAUCUGAUUUGAAUAGUAUACAGAUUUCUGUUAGAAGAGCAUUCCUGUAUUUGAAAGAAGACCUGACACAAAGGUUCCAUUUUAUUUAUUAUUUUUCUUUUCAUAAUGGCACUUAAUCUCCAGUAAAUUGCUAACUUUUAAAUAAAACUCCACAAUGUCAAGACACGGCUGUGAACAGAAUAAGUUUGUCGAAUUUGCAUAUGAUUUGCGUUCCAAAGAGUACAAGUUAUGAGUGAUUCUGUUACACCAUCACAUUUUAAUUUGGACUGUUUUCUUUUUACAAAAGUUCAACUAGUUACCACCUUGUUUUCCGAACAGUGCCUUGAAUUAUCUUGUAAUCAACGAUGUACAAGUGCCUUCACUUGGUCUUAGGAUGCCAUUUUCUAAUCAUGUUUGUAUGCAGUAUGCUAAUUUGAAUAAUGCAUAAUUUGCUAUCAUAAAUACACCAAAUUUCCAUAUUUAAUCCUUUGCAUAUAUUUUCGUGGUCAGAUUCAUAAAUUUUUGACUUGGAAUUCAAUUUGAAUUUCUAACUAUUACCUUUUGUUAACUUUUAUUACAUUAACCCUGUAUUAAAAAGUUUGUUUCCUUUGACAGCCGUAUCGUGACAACUCCAAUGGUGAGGCACUGGGAAUAGGAUAUAUUUUUUAUUUUUUUUGCUGUUAUCCCCAGUCAAACAAUUUAAAGAAAGUAACCGGCAUUACAGUAAUCAAACUUAGUGAAGCUUUCCACCUUUUUCAUGUGACUCAGACUAGGAUACAUCUAAUGAGAUUUAUAUGAGACAGAAGAAUUAAAGCUCUAACAUUUGUGUAUUUGAGCACUGCACAACAUAUCAUGUUUAAAAAUGAUUUGCACUUAUGAAUACUGUACAUACUGUAACAGUAAAACUUAGCUUUACCGUAGUUAAAUUUUAUCGUAGAUCUGUAACCUUUGUGAUUAGCCUAACAAUUUAAUGUCAUUACAUAGAUGCCAAUCGCUCCAGUCAUAAUACAAAACUUGAUAUUACUAUUGCACGUGUAAAACAUGACUGCGCAUUGAUUUUAUGCUCAUAAUGCAAAGUAUUAAAGAAAUAAAAAUGUAACCACUGAG
Molecule: messenger RNA, 10516 nt
Organism: Aplysia californica (California sea hare)
Lineage: Eukaryota; Metazoa; Mollusca; Gastropoda; Aplysiida; Aplysiidae
Product: fibrillin-1
Molecular function (GO): calcium ion binding
Source: RefSeq, a predicted model, not a curated record